Epinephelus fuscoguttatus (brown-marbled grouper) is the source of this 5544-nucleotide messenger RNA. It is a transcript of the gene sema3h, whose product is annotated as sema domain, immunoglobulin domain (Ig), short basic domain, secreted, (semaphorin) 3H. Gene Ontology annotation, molecular function: neuropilin binding; semaphorin receptor binding; chemorepellent activity. The record is from RefSeq and is a predicted model, not a curated record. The transcript is spliced from 18 exons. Lineage: Eukaryota; Metazoa; Chordata; Actinopteri; Perciformes; Serranidae. The coding region runs from base 526 to 2838 and encodes 770 amino acids. Gene Ontology annotation, biological process: neural crest cell migration; motor neuron axon guidance; negative regulation of axon extension involved in axon guidance.
GCCUCCCAGAGAGAGAGAGAGAGAGAGAGAGAGAGAGAGAGAGAGAGAGAGAGUGUGUCACAUGCAGAGAGGAGCCGGGACGAGAGACAGAACAGAAGAGAGCUGUCAAGCUGCGAGGAGGCAGCGGAGAGACGACUUAGUUUUUUCUUGGAAUACAUUUUCCCUCCAUCUCUGAAGCCCACACACACACACACUCAGAAAAUAUAAACACACAAACACACAUAUGGUAAAGUGUGUGUGUGAGUGCUGCUGUUAGGAGCGGUGAAUUAUUUUCAGGAUCUGGACUUACUCCAGCAUGACUCAAGACUGUUUGGAUUCAGCAUCUCUGUGACUUGGACUUGUGUUUUUAACAGUGCAACACUUCGGACUAAGAGCGUGCAUCCCUGUGUGUGUGUGUGUGUGUGUUUGGAUUCAGCACUUCACUUGAAUGCAACACUGAGAUCUUGACACUUUGUUAGUUGCCUGACUUUGUGAGAUUGUGCUCACACUUGGACUCAGUGUGCGUUUGUGUGUGAGAGGAGGAGGAUGUGUUGGCCGGUGACAGCCGUCCUGCUUGCCCACCUCGGGGCUACCUUAACGGGGGCGUGGAGAGCAUCUCAACCAAGACUGCAGUUCACACACUCUGAGCUGAUCCAGAAUGGCCGCCUGCUGACGUUGCCCCUGGUGGCCGGUGACCUGCAGUCCCUGCUGCCUGAUGAAGAUGGGAGGCGCCUGUAUGUGGCCAUGAAAGAUAACCUGCUGUCUACCAGUCUGGACGACAUAACGCAGAACCCACGCAAGCUGUACUGGCCAGCCAGUCCGGACCGUGUCCAAGAAUGUCUCAUGGCUGGGAAGGAUCCAGAGUUGGAGUGUGCUAACUUCCUGAGAGUUCUGCAGCCUUUUAAUCAGACUCACCUGUACAUUUGUGGCACUGGAGCCUUCAACCCCCGCUGUGCUUUCAUAGCUACCAGCGUCUUCCAACAGUCAGAGCACCAGACUCUCUCCUACAGCCAGACAGAGUGUGGAAAAGGGAAAUGUCCCUAUGAUCCGUUCCAGAAAACAGCCUCCGCCGUCGUUGAUGGAGAGCUGUAUGCUGGGAUCACCUCAGAUUUCAUGAGCCGGGACUCUGCCUUCUUCCGUAGUCUUGGGAGCCGUCACGUCAUCCGAACUGAACAGUACGACUCCACCUGGCUACAGGAUGCCCAGUUUGUGCGGGUAGCGCCGCUGUCUGAAACUGAUAACCCAGAAGAUGAUAAGGUUUAUGUGUUCUUCACUGAGCGCGCUCAGGAGGCAGAAGGGGCCGCUGGGAAGGUGCUCUACUCCAGAGUGGCACGGGUUUGCAAGAAUGACAUCGGAGGCCAGAGGAGUUUAGUCAAUAAGUGGAGCACUUUCCAGAAGGCCCGUAUGGUGUGCUCAGUCCCAGGACCAGACGGCCUACAGACACACUUUGACCAGCUGCAAGACAUCUUUAUCCUCCAGGGGAAAGACAAGAAGAACCCUCUCAUCUACGGCCUGUUUACCACCUCCAGUGACAUCCUGAAUGGUUCAGCAGUGUGCGUUUAUCGAAUGGAGGACGUGGUUCGGGCUUUCAAGGGAAACUUUCUUCACAAGGAGGGACCUCAGUACAAGUGGGCAGAGUUUACAGGCAAGGUGCCCUACCCACGGCCAGGGACUUGUCCCAGCAGCACGUAUGGAAGUUACAGCUCGACCAGAGAGUAUCCAGACGACGUCAUCUUCUUCAGCAGGACUCACCCACUGCUGCAGGAAAAUGUGCUGCCACUGGGAGAGCGCCCCCUCCUGGUCAGAGUGGGUGUCCACUACAAAUUCAGCAAACUGCUGGUGGAUAGAGUCGAGGCCGUGGACGGCACCUACGAUGUCCUGUUCAUCGGCACAGACUCGGGCCUCGUGCUGAAGGCCAUCCAUCUGCACAGAGAACACGGUCAGAGUCAGGAGGUAACUCUGGAACAGCUGCAGGUCUUUCAGCACAAAUCACCAGUGACAGCCAUGGCACUCUCAAAGAAAAAGCAGUGGUUGUUUGUGGGCUCCAAGGAGGGUGUGUCCCAGCUGGCUCUGUACCAGUGUGAGCUGUACGGUCAGGCCUGCGCUGAGUGCUGCCUGGCCAGAGAUCCCUACUGCACCUGGGAUGGACACGCCUGCAGCCCCUACAUGCCCACAGUGCGCAGGAGGAAUGCUCGUCACUUAGGGGAAGAUGAGGAUCCGCUAACUCAGUGUGUCAGACAGGGAGCCGGGCUGCAGGUGGAGGCGGAGCAGAGGAUGAUGGUGGUUGCUGAGGGCAACAGCACCUACCUGGAGUGUCUUCCCCGAUCCAGACACGCUGCUGUUACCUGGUACAAACAGGCUGGAGAGAACAGUCCUGAACUAAACCAGGUGGUCACAGGUGACCAGCUGGUGGUGAUAGAGCGGGGCGUCCUGAUUCGUCAAGCGGAGCUGUCUCACGGCGGUGUCUACCACUGCCAGGUGGAAGAGCAUGGCUACCACUGGACCGCCGUCACUGUCCGCCUCACCGUCUGGAGCCCCUCAGCCAAUCGCCUCCUCGCUUCCUGGUCCGCCUCAUCUUACCAGAGCGCAGGGACCCAGCCCUGGUACGAGGACGUGAUGGCACUGAUUCACCCUGGAAACAUCGGCCAGCACUGCCGGGCACUAGGAUACCGACCCCCACGCAACCACCGUCGCCACGGUGACAUCAUGUUGGCCCCGAUCAAGGAGAAAGAGAGGGCGGAGAGGCACAAGCAUGGGGGAGGAAGAGGAGGAGGCGGAGGAGGAGGAGGAGGGGGAGGAAGAGCAGUGGGGAGGAAGAGCAGGAGCAAGCUGCAGCAGAGGGCACCGAGGAGCGCUUGAAUGUGUCGCAGAAAAGGAGGGCGUAUUUUCAGUGACUUAAACACACACACAAACACACACACAUUUAUGUUAACGUCCACACUAAGACACACACAUGUACACCCACACACACACUUAACUUAUACACUGAGACACACACAUACUGUAUGUACAGAGACUAUGACAUGUGCAUGCACUUAUCUACAAACAAAAGAGGCAUCCUUUCAUUAUAGUGACGAACUCAAACUAAGCUACACAAAAACAAACUGAAGUAUGUACAGAAGGAUGUGAACAACAAAGACUGUUGCAUCGUGACAAAAGACUUGUGAAUAAAAAAGAAAAAGUAGAAUAGCAUAGGCUGCGUAGCAUGUCGAAUGAAGGAUGAACAGCACGUCCAGAUCACUCAGUUUAACUGACUCUGUGCUGUGAAGAGGACAUGGGAGAGGAUGUUUAGGAUCUGGAGCCUCCAAAGAGAAAAAAAAAAUUAGAUAUUCAGCAUUUAAAAAAUCAUCCAACCCCUCUUAAAUUAGCGCUGCCUUAAAAGACCAUACUGGUGGCUUUGCAUGUUUUUGCCCAUUGAUUAUAAAUGACAUACACACUGCCAAUUAUUUUCCAAAGCAGAACAGAUGUGUUUAGAUUGAUUUUGUACCUUCCAGGCAGACCCUGCUUUCUAUUAAAGUCAGUACGCUUUGAAAGCAUCUGACACAAACAUGCAGAAUGCCCAAGAUUUCAAAGGUUUUUUGAUGCAAGCAGCAUUUUCCAAACUUUACUAUGUGUUGAGUUCAGAUUUCAAGGACACUCCAUCCUUGGCCGUCCUUCAUAGAAUUGGGGGUCAGAUGCUCGAAAGAUUUUGGUCAACGGGCUCUUGUCUGAAAAUGGGAGCAAGAGGACAAACAAACAAACAUACAUGUGGCGAAAAGGAUUUGGCUGCUCUUCACUCAAAUGUCUGAGCAUCAUUGAACACAUCAAUAGAGACAGUUCUUACAACUGUUUGUUGUCAGCCUAACAACAGCUAAACUUAGACAAAAAGGAGAUGGUACAAGAAAAGUGUCCAAAUAUUCUCUGUGAUGUGGGUAUUUGUUUGGAAAUUAAUGAGCAGUUAUAGCGAGGGCUUUAAGCAGGUAAUUACUUGGCAGUAAAUAGCACUGUUGAGCAUCUUUUCCUGGAUGUUCACCAACAGUUCACCUACAGUGAGAGUUUGGCUGGUUUCUUCAGAUAGGUGGGGUCUGACCACAAGAUGACGGACUGUGACCAUAAAGAUGAAAGGCCGAAAAAAAGCAGGGCGACUGCUUUGAUGAGGUUACAGAUCUGCUUUCCCAGGACGUUGCAGCCAUACAGACACACUGCAGGAGAUGUUUCCAUUAUGUUCCCCUCAAGGUUCAGAGAUCCUACGCAUAUAUUGGGCACUGCCACGCAGCAGAGAGCUUAGUGUAGGUGUGGGAAAAAGUGAGCAGAGAUGAAGACGCUGGAUCUGGUGUGUUUUAUAACAUCAGGAAAAAUCCUAUUCUUAGUGUUGGUUUAGUUUGUCUGGAAUCCCACAAGGACAGUGUACAGAUUUAGGAAAGAUGUUUAAUGUGACGUAGGACAAAAGUAACAUCUGCACAUCAACUCCAGUUUGCUGACAAAUCUACACAUUUUUCUUUCCUUUGUAAGUUGCUGGGAAAAGAACAGUUUAGCUGCUAUUAGAUGAGGCACAAUGAAGCCUCUCAUCUAAGUCAAAAAAUGUUCCUCCUGACAUUCAUGAUUGAAUCUGUUUUAAAUGGUUUUAAUGGGUCUAAAGUGUCAUAACCAGAGCCACUACUACCAGACAUUUUUGGCAAAAGAGGGAUAUUUUAAUUGCUAGCAUCCAAAAUCAUAUUUCUAGCACGUAGAUACUGAAACUGUUUUUAUUGUAACUUUGGUGAGGUCAGUUGUCUCAGCAUACUGAGCUGUGUAGAAUAUCAAGAUGCUUUUAGAAAGAUUUUUUCAGUAGUGUUUGAUAUAACAUGGACAAGAAAACACGUUUCGAAGAGGACCGACGUAUGAACUGAACUUCCAAAAGACUGUACAGAAUAUGCAUGUUUUCAACCUAUGGCUCAGGACCCAACGUGGGCCAUCAGUGACUUUGAGUGGGUUCCAGCUCAACUAAAAAAGUAAUAUAUUGCUGGUCCUGUAGCUCCAGCUGCUAAUGACAUCUGGCUGUAAAUCAUGAAGCAGGCCCGAUGUAUUAUAAAGAAGCCCUUAUUAUACGAAGUUGGAACUUGAGAAAGUGCUAAACAGGACUGGCGUCAAACGGACUCUGGCGUGUGGGAUUUGAUCGACUUAAGUGACUUUACAAGGCAGUAAAUUGUGAUUUGUUCUUAAUGUUAAAAUGUUAAACCAACACAACUUUGUUCCACCUCUAUUUAACUUUCUUUUUAGUGGUAUUUAUUUCUGUAGUCUGGAGUGAAACUGCUUGUGUCAGAAGUUGAGAUCAGAUUUUUGGGGGAAUACAUCAAGCUCCCAAAUCGAUCAGUUCAACCACAAUGUCUCACAAACUGGACGCUCAUUCCACAUUUGUGUUGGUCUGUCUUUGUGUGUAUUUAUGCCUGUACAGUAUGUUUGUGUGCCCGCAAGUCUGCACAGUAUUCUUUUUUCUUUUAUAACAUUUGUAAUUCUUGCCAUCUGCUUCUGUUGCUGCACAUUCCCACUCCUACUUGUGGAAAUAAAGAGGCAUAGUCCCUCCCCUUCCGGUGGCCCACCAUUGAA